Parnassius mnemosyne (clouded apollo) is the source of this 4128-nucleotide messenger RNA. The record is from the annotation of a GenBank genome assembly. NCBI's taxonomy places the organism in Eukaryota, Metazoa, Arthropoda, Insecta, Lepidoptera, Papilionidae.
AUGAGUAUUAACUUAGAAAAAGUUGUUGAACAGAACCCUAGAAUUUUAGAUUUGAGAGAAAAAUUAAAUGAAAUCACAAAAAAGCAAGAUCUUAAAAUGGACAAAAAGACAAAAAGUUUUAUCAACGACAUAACACAACAGUUUUCCGAAGAUAACGAGAGUCAUGAAUCAGGACCGUAUAGUCUAUUAUUUGACCUGCAAACUGAUCCUACUACAUCUAAAGGGGUAAUGCAUGCAGAGACUUGGAAAUCUCAUAAUGAAAUAACAGGUGACAAUAAACCACAAAGUUUAAAAAAUAUGACAAACCCUGCUAACAAAAGCAUAGACAGGCUACCGAACGUUCUCAAUUUUGAUGACAAGCCCUUGAAAGAGUUCGAAUAUUCCUGUGAAAAAGAAGUUACCAUUCCAGUUAAAAAAACAUUUAGCACUCACUCUAGAUCUGACUUAUGCUUGCAGCUUAAAUCUCAUAUUCACCCACGACCGUACGAAACGAACUUAAGUCCGAACGAUAAUUCUAUAAGUAGAAAUAAUGAAGAGAAUUCUCUAGAUGACAGUCUAGGUAUUUUGACUCCUGAUCAAAUGGAUGACAUAUGUUACUUAGAAAAUGCGUUUUCUCCAACAGUUGAAGGAUUACCAAUGUUUUGCGAUAGUACUGAUUAUAAAGUAUCUCCAGAUAGUGGUGAUACACCUUCAACGGAUAAGACUGAAAGUAACUCGGCGGCGUCGACAAUACAAAAUGAAACUUUCGAAAGUGUAAAUCAUAAAAAAACAAGUUCUUUUGGAAGUUCGAUAGCCCCAAUUGAAUCUGUUAAGACGUUAGAAGCUCAAAAUAAACAAGACUUAGAAUAUGACACUAAUACUGUUCUUAACUUACACGAUAAAACCUUUUCUAUCCUGUUAGAUUCUAAAACAGAGCUUGAAAAUUGCCCGGAUAGGGAGAAGAUUGAUUUAUACAAGUCUCAAGAAUUAGCACAAAAUUUAGUUGAUGAAGAAUUCAUGCCAUCAAUUCACAGUAGUAUUUUAGAACCUGCAAGUUCUAUUGCAGAUACAACGGUUAACUUGGAUAUACCUUUAGAUAUCAAAAUGGGGCUUCGUAAUGUCCCUAAUCGAAUAGAACAAACACCGUCUCCAGAAGAUUUACCACUCGAUAAUUCUGAAGCAAAUGGUGAAAUCAGUACGUAUUCUCAAUUUUCGGCAUCAACGUUGCAUGAUUCACAAACUUUCUCAGAUAGUAAAACUGAUUACACAAAAUCAAUGGAAACAUCAAAGGUUUCAAAUAGUUUUAUAACAAGCAUAACUAGUAUUACUAGUUUGGAUGGUUAUCAAGGUGACGGUGAAAUGUCAAGACCAGUUAGUAGAAGUGCAGAUCAUCCAAUGGGUCCUCGUGAAGAUGUCUUAGAUAUGGACUGGCAAAAUGUUCCCGUAACAAGGAGAGUUGAUCCUAUGACUGAUUCUGAUUUUUUCACUGAAAGCGAUGCUGAUGGUUUAGAUGAACAUAUGCAAAAAGGCGACCGCAAAGCUCAAGUUAUAGAUGGAGCUCUUUAUGGUGGCAAAAAUGGUAAUACAAAUGCUCCUUUAAUUGUAACAAGGAGUGAAGAUUCUUGCAUGGAUUCAAGUGGAGUAUAUACAGAUUUUGAAAAUCAUCGUGCUUCUCCUGUAUUUUUGAACGUGAUUAAAGAUAUGUCUCCUGAUUUAACACCGUCACCCCGUUCUGAUUGUAGUCAGAAAAAUUUGAGCUCAAAUAAACUAAAUACGUAUUUCACACCAUUAGAAGAUACCUUAGAAGAGCAAAACUCUGAUGUAUCGCAUGUACUUGAUGAUGACGUUACUCCUAAAAAUACCAGUAAAAGAAACUCCCUUAACAGCGAAAAAGAUGUAAGAACAACUGAGAAAAAUAAAGAAGAAAAACGAAGUUUUACAUUAAAGAAAUAUAAAAUGCCUAAGCGUGAUGUACCUAGUAAACUAAAGACAAUGUUGGCGAGUAGAAAGACAGAUGCAGAACCUAGUGUACAAAAUAGUCCAAAAUUGGCAAAAAAGACCGAGAGGCGCGAAAGUUUUCUAAAGAAGUCUUCGAUUGAAAUAAAGAGUGAUUAUAAAACGAAAUCUUUUAAGGAUAUUAAGUCGAAAGUAGACUGCACGUUUUCAUUACAACGCUCACAGACUGCGUGCAGCGUGACUAGAAUGCUAAGCUCUAAAUCUACUAAUAUGAACACGAAACCAAAAAGCCGUCACAUGCGCAUGCGAAUGGAGCUGGGUUCCGCUAAUGGCAGCGGCAAAAGCAGUUUACACAGCUCACAAAGCGAUAUCAGUACUAUCAGUACGCCACUGGGCAAACACUCGACCAGCCGCUUCCCGUUGUUAAGAAAUGGCAAGAAGCGAGACAGCGUCCCGACCCCUACAACCCCCAGCCGCCCUUCAGCCACACCGCCGCAACCCCCGCCUGUACAGGCCAAGAAAAAUGGUGUGGUGCAGAAACUUUCGUCAUCACCGGUGGCGGUGCGAGCGCGGACUUCUCUCGCUCCUCCCCCAUCACCUAGGAAGCCCCCACCGCACCGUGUACCAGCACAGAGACCUAACACAUUGACCACCACCAAAGAGCCGCCGCGAGUUACGGCGGCGGUGGGGCCACGAAGCAAGCGGGUACAAACGCCGCAGCCGCCUGCCCGCACGCAGGCCGCCCCGCUACCUGCUCCGCUCGCCGCCCCGCUUCCCGUAUCUGUGCCCACUCCGCCAGCUAUUCCGCCCCAUGAACAUGCCACAGCGUUAGCGCACGCUGCUAAAGGCGUUGAAGCAUUGGGAGUUUUAGUACAGUAUUUAGUUUUUAGACUGGACGCACUAAACGGCGGUUCCUGGCGUUUAGAGGCGGAAAGAUGGCGCAGUGUUGCCGCCGCAGAACGCAGCAGCGCUGCCCGCGCGGACCGCGACAGGCAGCAGCGCGCGCAAAAGGAUCUCGAUACCAUCGCAGAAUGCCUGAGCAAGAUCUCAGAGCUAGAGAUGGAAGUGUCUUCCAAGGAAGAGGCCAACGCGCGUCUUCAGGCUACCCACAUGGAGGAGGUGGCUGCCUUGAGAAACGACAUUAAGGGACUUAAAGAUACAAUCGAUUCCCUAAAACAUGAAGUCGCAGAAAGCAGGGCGCGACUUCACGCACACAGCGAGAUCGAGCGUACAUUACGCGCUCAGCUGGAAGCGACGCGAGCUGAGUUAGAGCGUGGCGAGGCGCGCGCACAGGUGGAGCGAGGCGAGGCGAGCGAGCGCUUCGAGCGGCUGUGCGACAUGUGCGAUGCGGCCUGCGAUCCUGUGUGCUGUGAUGCGGAGGAGUGUGAGCUACGAUUGAACGCGAAUGAGGAAUUGAGCACGGACGCUAAUGAGCUAGCGGCUGAGGUGCGAUCCCUGCGGGCCGUGAUCGAGCUGAAGCAAGCGGAGAUGGCGUCGCUGCGUGACGCGCGCUCGGAGCUGUGUGCGGAGCGCGAGCGGCGCGCGGCGGCCGAGCGCGAGGCGCGGUCCGCGCGGCACGCGGCCGAGGAGCUGCGCGAGCGCGCCGCGGCGCGCCAGCGCGACGUGGACCGUCUGCGCGACGAUAACCGCCGCCUGCGCGACGUGGCCGCGCGCGACCGCGACCAUGCGACCAGGCUCGCCGCGCUCAACGAGGAGCUCAGAUACAAGCUGCGUCAGAAGUCACAGGUGGUGUCGUUGCUAGCGGGCGGCGGGUACAUCGAGCGUACGCCGAUGCGUGCGCGCAGCUCUUCGGGCGAGUCGGCGCGUUCAACGUCGCCGGCGCCGGACUCGCCGCCGUCGCCAGCCGCCUCGCCCGCGCCCGACACGCCGCCGCUGCCCGCCGUCAAGGGCGUCGUCGAGAAACAUGACUCCGUCAGCUGGGUGCUCGAGAUCGAGGAGACGCCAGAGGAAAUGGCGUCAAGAUUGGCGAGGCGGUCCUCGUUCCGCGCAACGGCUUCGCCGAGCGGCGUGAAGCGUCGCGGCGGUGGCUCGCCGGGCAGCUCGCCUGCGCCCGCCUCUCCAGCGCCUAACGCCUCCAAACUCUUCCGACCCGGCGAACUUGACUUCCCACCUCCACCUCUAAAGGAAUCCGCCGGUGAGGCCAUCUACAUAUACGACGACCGCCAAUAUUGA